Molecule: messenger RNA, 396 nt
Organism: Anthostomella pinea
Lineage: Eukaryota; Fungi; Ascomycota; Sordariomycetes; Xylariales; Xylariaceae
Source: the annotation of a GenBank genome assembly
AUGUUCUUAGAAUCGAUCGAUGAAUAUUGUGGAUGCUUUGGCAAGAGUUCCGUCGCCCUUCAGCACGGAGGCCAGACGAAAGGCGAUGCAGGCUGCAAAGCCUGCAAAGCCCAAGUCUGGGCCGUCGUCACCAACGGCGACGGCGCCUCUGCCUCGACCGCCGCACGCACCAACGGUGACGGCACCACGGGAACCAACGGAAGCGACACCGUCGUUGGGAGCUCCGCCAAGGACCCAGUCAAGCGAACGGGCAGCAUCGUGGCCCGAAAGCGUCAGAAGGGCCUAGUCCGAACCUUCCGAGACAUGACCCCCAUCAAGGAGCGCACGUCACGUUCGACAUAUGCAGGAAGCUCGGCUGGGACCAUUCCCUCAUCAUUAAGCAUCAGACGACGCUGA